Molecule: messenger RNA, 1926 nt
Organism: Emys orbicularis (European pond turtle)
Lineage: Eukaryota; Metazoa; Chordata; Testudines; Emydidae
Gene: SLC35F5
Product: solute carrier family 35 member F5
Exons: 19
Coding region: 361-1860 (499 amino acids)
Cellular component (GO): membrane
Source: RefSeq, a predicted model, not a curated record
GGACUCCGGACCAGCCACCAUCUUAGAGGAGAGGAGCGGGCUGUGCAGCGGGACGGAGGGGCUUUGGGGUCGGGCUCUGCCGCAGACAGAUACUGGGAACCAGCUCUACUAUUAUUUAUAUACAGAACAUUUUGAUGUCAUGGAGGUACUGUUUUCAAAAGGCCUGCACGUAACUGGCUGAAAAAAAUGGCUCCACAAGAUGACAAUCUCAGCCCUAAUAUGGUCUAAAUGGAGACAGCUUUCAUCUUGACAAUGGCAGCUUGAAGUCUAUUAAAGUCCAAGCAUUUAUUUUGUUUUUAAAAAUUACUGUGCAGUGUGAAACACAGAAAACAAGAAACUGGCUAUAUAGGGGAAGUGGAGAUGCUAAAUACACACAUUGCAGUCAAAUGCACAAGAAAACUGAAAAGUAGGUUACAAAUGGUGUGGGUUUUUAUCAUGAACCGAAUGAGCUCCCAAUGCAGUUCCUCCACUCAGCGUAAGCGAAUGGCUCUUGGAAUUGUCAUUCUUCUACUUGUUGAUGUGAUAUGGGUUGCCUCCUCAGAACUCACUUCAUAUGUUUUUUCGAAAUACGAGAAGCCUUUUUUCAGUACCUUUGCAAAAACGUCCAUGUUUGUUCUAUACCUCUUGGGAUUUAUUGUUUGGAAACCAUGGAGGCAACAGUGUACACGUGGGUUUCGUGGAAGGCAUGCAGCUUUUUUUGCAGAUGCUGAAGGUUAUUUUGCUGCUUGUACAACAGAUAACACUGUAAACAGUUCUUUGAGUGAACCUUUGUAUGUUCCUGUAAAGUUUCAUGACUUACCAAGUGAAAAGAGUGGCAGUGCUAAUAGUGAUACUGAAAAAACUCCCAAAAAGCCUCGUGUAAGGUUCAGUAAUGUUAUGGAGAUUCGACAACUCCCAUCGAGCCAUGCAUUGGAAGCAAAGUUGUCUCGCAUGUCAUAUCCAACUGUUAAGGAGCAGGAAUCAAUAUUAAAAACUGUAGGGAAACUCACUGCAACUCAAGUAGCAAAAAUCAGCUUUUUCUUUUGCUUUGUGUGGUUUUUGGCAAACUUCUCUUAUCAAGAAGCACUCUUACAUGCACAAGUUGCCAUAGUUAAUAUCCUAUCUUCAACCUCUGGACUUUUUACCUUAAUCUUAGCUGCAGUGUUUCCAAGUAACAGUGGAGACCGGUUUACCCUUUCCAAACUGUUAGCUGUCGUUUUAAGCAUUGGCGGUGUAGUACUUGUUAAUCUCUCUGAGUCUGAGAAAGCUCCAGGAAGAGGUACAAUAGGAUCCCUAUGGUCUCUUGUAGGAGCAAUGCUGUAUGCUGUCUAUAUAGUUAUGAUAAAAAGAAAAGUAGACAGAGAAGAUAAGCUUGAUAUACCAAUGUUCUUUGGUUUUGUAGGCCUCUUUAAUCUGCUGCUGCUAUGGCCAGGUUUCUUCCUACUUCAUUAUACUGGAUUCGAGGCCUUUGAGUUUCCCAAUAAAUUGGUAUUGAUGUGCAUUGUCAUUAAUGGCCUUAUUGGAACAGUUCUGUCAGAAUUCCUCUGGCUGUGGGGCUGCUUUCUUACCUCAUCAUUGAUAGGCACACUUGCGCUAAGCCUUACAAUACCUCUGUCCAUAAUAGCUGACAUGUGCAUGCAGAAGGUGCAGUUUUCCUGGUUAUUUUUUGCAGGGGCAAUCCCUGUAUUUUUCUCAUUUUUCAUUGCAACUUUCUUAUGCCAUUAUAACAACUGGGAUCCAGUGAUGGUAGGAAUCAGAAGAAUUUUUGCCUUUAUCUGCAGAAAGCAUCGAAUUCAGAGAAUGCCAGAGGAAAGUGAGCAGUGUGAAAGCCUCAUCCCUAUGCAUAGUGUUUCUCAAGAAGGAGAAAACUGCUGUUCAUAGGCAAUAGUUUCAAGAUGGUUUCAUACUCAGCGAAGAGACAAUCUCCUGGAAAGUCUAUAAGGAACC